This is a messenger RNA of Meyerozyma guilliermondii ATCC 6260, 633 nucleotides long. Its product is annotated as cysteine hydrolase family protein. Bases 1 to 633 code for a protein of 210 amino acids. The record is from RefSeq and is a predicted model, not a curated record. The transcript has a single exon. NCBI's taxonomy places the organism in Eukaryota, Fungi, Ascomycota, Pichiomycetes, Serinales, Debaryomycetaceae.
AUGUCACUUCCAAUUCCAGCCAUUGAGUUCAAUUCCACCGACCCAUCGUCACCAAGCUAUUAUAAGCCUUCGGAGACAGCAUUACUUCUCUUAGACUUCCACAGUGCUUUUUUGGGAAUGGCUGGGGGUGCUGCAACCGCUUUGGAAAAUGCAACUAAUUUGCGAUCUUGGGCCAAGUCUCAAGGAAUUCAUGUGAUUCACGCACUCAUUGAUGAAGAGCUUCAGCCUUUGCCAAGUUACAGAGGAGCCAAGAUGUUGAGUGGCUUUCUAGCUACUAUUAAGCAGUCCGGUGGAUCUGUAGAAGCUCCACAAUUGUUGGAAGGAGCCGGAAAUGAACCAAGGUUCACGAGAAGACCGGGUUUGAUUUCUGCACUUACCCCAUCGGAUAUUCGUGAACACUUGCAAAAGAAUGGGAUCAAGUCACUUAUUCUCACUGGAAUAAGCAGUUCCAAUUGUGUGUUAAGAACUGGAAUUCUGGCUACUGAGUUGGACUUUGUUACCACUGUGAUUAGCGAUGCUUGUGCUGAUCGCGACCAGGAAAUCCACGACACUGUGAUGCAGAAAUUGUUGCCUGGCCGUGCCCAUGUCACCACCGCGGCAGACUUUCAGAGCAAUUACGGAAAGAAAGAAUAG